AUGGAGGCACGUCCUUCUUUUACUUUGUGCCUCGACACAACAUUGACAGCCUCGAGCGAGCACCAAGAUCGCUGGGCCGAGGUUCUACGGGUCAUCACCCGUCCACCCCCAGGCCUGCCCUCAGCAAACCGCAUCGGUCUCUCCAUGGAAGAAGUGGGAGAAUCUUAUUCACAGAAAGCCCUUGCGCUUUGUGGUGUGCUCUGGAACAGGGGACGCCGGCCGGAGACAGUCAGCUUGGAGCUAUUCCACUUGUUGGUUUGGGACGUUUUCUAUAUCGAAUACCAUAUUCCGUUCCCGUGGAGCGCAGAAGUUAACGCCGAGUACCAGAAUCCUGGGUCGUCCAAGUCUCCUGUUUACGAAGCAUAUUUCACCACCCGGAAACAAGCCGAGGAGUGGACCAGCCUCGACAGGAAAGCGGUGGAGGGGUUUUCGUCUUAUACCUUGCCCGAGUCCUGUUGGUCACUCCAUGCACAAACCGCUGCGUGGAACCGAAUGGGCGAGCGAUAUCCGUUUCCCGACACCGACGAGGGCCUAAGCCCAUUCGAGGUCGCUCUCCCGAACAGAGCCUGGGCGUACAAACAUAUCUAUGGAGAAGAAGGGAACUUACUAACAACGAUUAACGGGAUAGUCGAAACAAGCGGCGGCCGCCUUUGGUUUGAGCCCGGGCCCGACGGCAGGCCGUUCACCAAACUCGUCAUCGGCCCGGUGGGGAAACAGGAGGGUGGCAAGAUGUCGCAUGAUGCGAUCCUCGGCCUUGUUGAGCUUUGGAUUGCGGUUCGGCAAUCUGUCAAGAGUGCGGUGGCGAGGGUAAGUAUGGUUGACCAGAUUCGUCAAGCGUAUGCGGUAGUGAGGCAAAAGGGGGCAAUGAAGGCGCUGGACGAGCUGUUGGCAUCCAUUGCAACCAAAGAGGCGGUGAUGCAGCGCGCGUUGGAAGUCCUGGAUGGCGAGAUUGAUGGGCCCUGCAAGUUGGCCCAGGAUCCUAGGAAGGAAUAG
Messenger RNA from Dichotomopilus funicola, 993 nucleotides. RefSeq lists its product as uncharacterized. The record is from RefSeq and is a predicted model, not a curated record. The transcript has 2 exons. Bases 1 to 993 code for a protein of 330 amino acids. Lineage: Eukaryota; Fungi; Ascomycota; Sordariomycetes; Sordariales; Chaetomiaceae.